Molecule: messenger RNA, 2898 nt
Organism: Theobroma umbraticum
Lineage: Eukaryota; Viridiplantae; Streptophyta; Magnoliopsida; Malvales; Malvaceae
Gene: QWRF3
Product: QWRF motif protein (DUF566)
Biological process (GO): spindle assembly
Cellular component (GO): nuclear microtubule; cytoplasm
Molecular function (GO): microtubule binding
Source: RefSeq, a predicted model, not a curated record
AUUCCCGCCUGUCACGCGGGUGACCCGGGUUCGAUCCCCGGCAACGGCGAACCCUCUUUUUAUUUGUCUCUGAAACACCAUAUCGCUGCUGAGUCUGAGUGAAGCAGACAAGCAGUGUUGUACCUCCGUGCUCCGUCCCUCAAAAAUUAAUAAUUGGAUAUUUUCCUCAACUCUCCCGGUUUAUCUGCCCGUACGUUUUUGAGUUAUUUAGCCACAUGGCACAAGAUCCAGAAUGCCGGCACCAAAAAAAAAAAAAACCAGAACAGAAGAGAAUCCUUGUAGAGCCACAAACACUGCCACUUCUCACUCUUGGAACUUGUCUGGUAAUGCCCAAUGCAAAGGGCAUAUCAAUAAUUUCAGUUCCUAAGACCUUUGAAUAAUUAAAUCCCAUAUUCCCAUGUCCCUCGCCGGCCAAACUCUCUCUAAUCUUUUUCUAUUUUGCCGCCACUUUCAAAUGUUUGUUUUUCUUCUCAUCCAUUUCCCUGACGCAUGCAAACACUUCACUUGUCAAAUCUUCCCUAAUUUCUCUCCGAUUGAUCCCUUUCUUUUCCGAAACCAUGAAAAGUGACGAUGAACCAGCAGUGGCUGAGCAUUCUCUGAAGCCGCGAAGAUCCAAGUCCCGUGAGGUUUGCUCUCGCUUCCUUUCUCCAACCUCAACACCGCCUCAUGAUUCCGUACUCCGGUCUCCAAACAAAGCCUUGUCCCCUCUCCGACGCAAAUCCACCUCCGUUGACACGAGAAAGCAUCGCAGCCUUGAAGAGCCCAGCGGCUUACUUCGAGGCCUAUGGCCUUCAUCCACCCCUUCUACCUCUUCAACAUCAAAUGGAAAACUCGAUACUCUGGCCGAUCAUCUUGGAAACGAGAGGCUUAACGAUUUUCUCGAGCGAAAAAGCCAUGAGAAAAGAACAAAUAACGGAUCCUUUUCACUUACUAGGCAAAGAAGUCAUACGGAAUUCAGUAGAUUUGUUGAGAAUGAGAAACAAAGUGCUAAAGAAAAUCACAGACCUUCUCUUGUUCUUGGGGGAUCCAUGAGGUACACGGCUAAGCUUGGGUUUCCCAAAAAACCAUCGUCCUCGUCAACAUCAUUAUCAUCAACAUCUUCUUCCCCAAAUAUUUUUCCGGGAAGAUUUUCUGUCGAUGAGAGUGUUCUUUAUAAAAGAUCAUCAUCAUCAUCUCAAAGGAAAUCAGAUUUUUUGACGGAUGAUAAUUUUGUUCUUGAUUCUGAAUCUGAGUUUAGUGACCAAUGUUCAGCCUCAAAUAAUAAUUCUCCAGCCAUAACAAAAACUAAUUCUUCUCUGAGUUCUAGAAAAUGUGGUAUAGAUGUUUCUUCCAAGUAUUUGCAAGAGGUACCAGCAAGGAAUAGACCAAGGGGCACUACUUCGGAUUCAAGUAUUCUUAAUCCGGUGUCAGCUGAUAGUUCUCCAAAGGUGAACAAAAAGUUUACCAUUAAAAACGCCAUAAGAAGGGCUAAUUCACUUACAGGACAUGGUACUGCUACAUCACAGUGGGCGUUAUCACCAGGACGGUCAGGAUCUCCACCAAUGUCAGUUGAAAACAAGGUUGUCAAGCCAAUGUCAUUUUCGAGUUUGAAACCGCCUUCUAGUCCUUCCAGAAACAGGGGUGUGGAGAAAUUGUUGAAUUUGGGAUUAAUGGAUUUGUUCAAGAGUAAGAAGCCUUCUGCUUUGCAAGUGGGUUCGGGUGAUGUGGAAAGUGUUCAUCAACUGAGAUUGAUCCAUAACCGUUUGAUGCAGUGGCGCUAUGCAAAUGCUAGAGCUGAUGCUGUGAAUAAGAACACAAGUAAUCAAGUUGAGAACUAUUUAUUAUCUGGGUGGAAUAGUACUGUGAAACUGCAACAUUCAGUGCUACAAAAGAAAUUAAAGCUUCAGAAGGAAAAGCUUGAGAUCAAGAUGGACUUUAUACUUCAAUCUCAAAUGAAGGCAUUGGAAUCUUGGGCGGAUAUGGAAAGACAACAUCUAGCAUCUAUUUCCAUGACUAAAGAAUGUUUGCAUUCUGUUGUCUGCAAAGUGCCUCUUAUAGAAGGAGCAAAGGUUGAUGCACAAUCAGCUUCAAUGGCACUUCGACAUACAUCAGAUCUCACUGCUUCGAUCAAGUCAAUGCUAUCUGCUUUCUCACCAGUGACCGAGAAGACGGUGUCAUUACUUUCGGAAUUAGCUGAGGUGGUUGCUCAAGAAAAGCUACUAAUAGAGGAGUGCCUCGAACUUUUCAGGAUGAUAUCUAUCUUAGAGACUCAAGAGAAGAGCUUAAUGUGCUAUGUUAUUCAACUAAAUUCACAGCAAAGGCAGAUGCAGCAGCAGCAACAAGGGCACCAAGAAAUCCUUCAAUGACUUCUUCAUUCAUCUAAAAGUAGAAAAAGGAAAAAAAAAACAUUACGUGGACUAAAAAGAAGUUUCUGGUGAUUGUUUUGCACUAUGGCAACAACAUCACCGGCCGUAUGAAAUGAUGCGAUAUCUGGUUGUUUAAAAUCUGAGGCCUGAUUUACUUGCAGAUGUCAUGUAAAUCUGAUCACAUGCGCCUAAAAUGAUGGGAGAAAACUCCAAUAUUUUACUAUGAUUUCAUGUUCCUUCAGGGGAUGCUACUCUCCUGAUAAUGAUGCUCGUAUAUGUUUUUCACUCACUAAUAAUUGUUCAAGGGAGAGGCAUACUUAGCGUGUUUUGCUUUCUACCAAUGAAGUUAUCAUGACAAAGAUAUUGUACGCACGCUUCUGUCGAGCUGGGAAGAAAAGGAAUGACUACAUAAGCUUUUUGGGAAAUUGCCCUACAUGUUUCUUCUAUCCUUUUAUUCUUUAUUACUUUUUGGUCGAAACAUGUUCGGUGUUGGAGGCCACAACUUUGGCAAUGCCAACAAAGAAUGAACACACCAAACAUAGGGCCAAUGACA